AUGGCUUCUGUGUACCUCUUCGAUGUGAGCUACCUCGCACCGCUCGAGGCGUACUCGCCGUGGCGCUCCUCUGAGCCGCCACUCUCAUGGCGUUGUGCGGCGGAGCUGACUCAAUGGACCUCUUUGAUGGCGGUUGGGGACGCUUGGGUGGCGGCGUGUGCAGAGGCGACAGCGGCCACGGCGACGGCGAGAACGCCUGUGCACAACAAAUUUGUCACCCCUGACGUCGAACCAUGUAGGCAGGAGUGGGAGGGCUACACACUGCUCGGCAAUGACGAGGACAGUGAUCAGGCUAAGGCUGCUGCAUCGUCCGCCUUCACUCCCAUGGACGUUGGCUCACUACACCGACACAUGUACGUCAUCCACGCCUUUCCCUCUACCGUUCUUGUCCAGAAUAAGUACUUCAGCACAACUCUGGCCCUUGUGACAGGGGCGCUGCUGCGGGCUCCCUCGUCCCACGGACACGAUUGCAUCUCGAUGGCAGAUCAGUGCGACAUCACGGCUGAUCUCCUGCGAAGGUGCCCUAGCGCCAAAAGUAGAAGCAGCACAUCCGCCUCUCAUGAUCACGAUGGCGGUGGUUAUGGUGGAGUGCUGCUUGCGCGCAUCGCACAAGAUCCAUCUGAGGUUCCAUGGCACGCCUUUCCACGAAGCGGGUGUCUCUUCCACGUUAUCAUGGUGUUUCACAACAGCGAGGCAGACGUGAACGUGGGCAAAGUAGCAGCAGCGACUCCAGAGUCCUUGGCCGCCGUCGAGGCCCAACUGCGCGGAGAGGACGCCGACGUUUGCUGCCGCUCUCUCCGAAACGCUACCUUGCCCACAGGUGAUAGCCUCGAUGACUCACCAACAUCUUUGCAGCAGCUAAAGGAGCGCUGGAGGUACUUUGCAGCGGAGAACGGGUACGAGUGCGUUUUCCACGCCACCGUGUGCCCUCCGCGUGCGUUGGCACAUAUGGCAGCCUCCAUGGAGAGCGGCGGACGUGAACUUUCCGGCUCAGCGGAAGAUAUUCAGCUGGAGUGCGUCAACGUUGCUUCUGGCCGCUGCGGCUUGCUUGAGGCGCCACUUGCUGGGUCGAAUCGGCUCUACCAAAUCCUGUGCAAUACGCUGUGGCCAGUAAGCGUCCGUUGUGUAGCUGCUGGGCUGUCAGGGACACGAAGAAACGAACACGGUGAACAGGAGAACAACGCCGUCAUGCGAGCUCCAAAACCACUGAAUCCACAUUCUGGGAACACAUUCGUCGUGGUGGGCACCGACGAAGAGGCGAUGUGGCGUCUCUUCCGGCAGCACGAGGACGGGUGUGCCCGCCUGCUGCGGCGUCGUUUUCGAUUUUUCACCUCCGUUGUUAGCCCACCUGCCGACCCCGCCGCCGCACUGCACUACCGCCGCGUCGUACUUGUGAAUCGGUACUACGCGGCGGUAGUGCAUCCGCGGCUACUGCAGACCACCUUCUUCGACAUCCGCAUGCAGGAGCUGCUGGACCGAUACUGGGAGCAGCACAUUAUAGCCGAGGAAGGCGGUGCUACUCUCUGCCCCGAUGCGCCAGCGGUGGUGCUGUGGCCACCAUGCUCGUUGGCGCCACGUGCUGCCUGUGUUGAGACCGAGGCUCGAGGCACCGCAACCAUCCCUGCGGACGCCGACGGCGAAGACGUGCGGGCUUCGUAUCCGCCGCUUGAGGUUAUUCUCGACUCUCUCGUGCGUCGUGGCUGCCGUGAUGUCGUGGUCAUGGUGAGUGAGUGCAGAGCCAGCGCCGUCCCCAGCGGGCUCACAGCGUACGAGACGCUAAUGUGUGGGGAGCGGGACGUGGAGGUAGUGCAGUCUGACCCAGUACGCUUCAAGGCGGCAUCGGUGGACACAAUCGAUAUAGACGUUGAUGGUCCGCCAGUGCCCGUAAUUCGAGACGAGGACGACACAAGGGCCACACGUGGGGUGGACCGGCUGCACGAGCUGCUGCACUGUGUGCAGUGGGGGCAGACGCACCGCAUGACGUGCGCGCCUUCCCCGACAGCAUGUCUCGCGGACCGCCGCGGUAAUUCAUUGCUUUUACUGGCCUGCGGGCGGACUCCGUUUGAGGAAGAGGCCUGGGUGCGUGACGUACUCGCAGCCUUAACCGCCGCACCGUCUAGAGCACUCAACAAGACCACAGCUGUCUCUGCCGACGAUUAUUUGCGUCUUGCCGCCCCCACUGUUGCAGUGGCUCUCGGGGCUACGCAUGGUGACGACAGUGCGGACCUCGGAGCACACCCAGCCAAGGCGGCUGUUGCUGUCGACGUGUCCACCUCAUACUUCAAGGCACGUGUCGAGGUGCACACAGUGGGUGGGCUGCAGUCAUACUACGCGGCGCCACCGACACAACACUCGGCGGCUACGCAGGUCAUGCCGCCAGGGUGGGAAGACGCGCACGAUGCGUAUGUGGUCGUCACAACCCUGUGCGCUCUCCAAGAAGCGGCGCGCGCGAUCGCUGGCUCUGUUCGGCACACGAAGGUCAACAAUCCUAACCCUGCCGAUACUGUCAGCGGAUCGCACGGCACCCUGAGCACGGUUAUCCGCACCCUUUCUCAGCGGCAGAAGGAGGAAUGGCUGGCAGAGCGGAUCGAUGCCUACGUGGCGCACCCAACUAGCGAGGCGUCCGACACAGCUGCUGACUCACCUCUAGUUCUGGUAUACAUAACGGAUGUAACGGCAGCGGACACAACACGCGCAGAACUGGUGGAGAAGCUUCUUUGUGUGCUGGCACGCCCAACCGCAGCACCUUCUGCAACCUCCCUUGAUGUGGAUAGCAGUGACAGUCGCGAAGGUGCCGAUAGUUACGUGCCCAUCGAGGUAGUGUUUGCGAGUGAGUCUGUGAGUGAGUCUGUGAGUGUAGCGACUAGCGCCGCUACAACAGGCCGCUACAAGGAUCUCGUUGUGGACGGCACCGCACGUGUGCGCGAAGCUUUUGAGCAGCACCUCUGGCCGCAUCGGCAGUCACUGUCACAGCAGCACCAUCGCGCCAGCAAUCCCCAACCCACUACCACUACUACAGAGGAUUUGACAAGUCCGAGAGGCGCCGUCGGCGUUGCCUCUGCCACCAGCACUGGCUCUUUUGCCAACGGCGGAACUCGUGCGUCGCCUCGCCCGGUGGCAGCAGCGUCAGCAGCAGCCGUGGAGGCAUCUGCCACCACAAGAGCACGUGCUGCAGUACCCAGUGAAACGAUGACUGCUGAUGUCUCAUGGAUUGCGCCGGUCAUCGGAUGUGCGCUCCCCAACGGCUUUCUCGUCGACCCCGAGACACUGCGGAGCGUGCCAGUGCGGGCCCUACGAGGCGCCCCGUGGAACACGGCGACGAUCGCAGAUGUCGAAUCCGCUGAUGUCUUGGGCAGACAAGACGAUAGUGAGGCACCCGCUCAGCAUCGCAAGCCGCUGUCAGGGCCGCUCGAUGAGGAGGAGCUCGUGCAGUGGACGCAGAAGAUGCGGCACUACGGCCACCGCCUAGGCGAGUCGCUGCGCGAAGAGCAGGCGGAAACUCUCGCCCUUGCGCUUGAGAAGAUGGUGUAG
Leishmania braziliensis MHOM/BR/75/M2904 is the source of this 3531-nucleotide messenger RNA. RefSeq lists its product as hypothetical. The record is from RefSeq and is a predicted model, not a curated record. The transcript has a single exon. Bases 1 to 3531 code for a protein of 1176 amino acids. NCBI's taxonomy places the organism in Eukaryota, Euglenozoa, Kinetoplastea, Trypanosomatida, Trypanosomatidae.